AUGAAGUCCAUCCUCAACCUGGCCGUCCUCCUCUUCCUCCUGCCCUUCUCCUACGCAUUGAAAUUCGAACUUCUCGCACAACCGGGUCACAGCGCGAAGAACGAGCGAUGUAUACGGAAUUUCGUCACGAAAGAUACUCUCGUCGUUGUCACGGCGAUUGUGAGCGGGAGCAGAGGGGAUGGGCAGAUGGUUAAUAUGCAUAUCAAAGAUGCUGUUGGCAACGACUAUGGCCGACCGAAAGAUGUCGCAGGCGAGAAGAGGAUGGCUUUUACAAGUCUGGCGGACACUGCGUUCGAUGUGUGCUUCGAGAAUACCUUGGUUGGACGAACGCAUCUGCAGAACCCUUCGCGACACGUCGAACUCGACAUCGAUAUCGGAGCGGACGCACGAGAUUGGUCGGCAAUUCAAGCCUCCGAGAAGCUGAAGCCCGUCGAGACGGAGCUGCGACGGAUAGAAGAGUCAGUCAAUGAGAUCGUGCAAGAAUUGGAGUACCUUCGGAUUAGAGAGCAGAAACUCCGUGACACGAACGAGAGCACGAAUGAGCGAGUCAAGUGGUUCGCCCUGGGGACGAUGGGAAUGCUGGUCGGACUGGGAGCGUGGCAGGUCGUGUAUCUGCGAGCUUAUUUCAGGUCGAAGCAUCUUAUCUAA
This is a messenger RNA of Exophiala xenobiotica, 648 nucleotides long. RefSeq names its product endoplasmic reticulum vesicle protein 25. The transcript has 4 exons. Gene Ontology annotation, cellular component: Golgi apparatus; endoplasmic reticulum-Golgi intermediate compartment; endoplasmic reticulum. The record is from RefSeq and is a predicted model, not a curated record. Gene Ontology annotation, biological process: intracellular protein transport; endoplasmic reticulum to Golgi vesicle-mediated transport; Golgi organization. Lineage: Eukaryota; Fungi; Ascomycota; Eurotiomycetes; Chaetothyriales; Herpotrichiellaceae. The coding region runs from base 1 to 648 and encodes 215 amino acids.